AUGAGAUAUAAACGAAGUUAAUGUUCAAAUUGAAUAUCAUUUUCCGCGAAUUCUAUUCUAUUCUAUCGUGCACUAAUAAAGUAGGAAUCUGUAUUUAAAUUCCUCAUGGUGAAUUUUGAACAUAACCUUCUUGUGUAUAAAGUAUGGUUAAGUCAAUUCAAAAUUUAUUGAGAGCAAGUAACCGUCGGAAUGGGAAAAGAGAAUCAUUGCAUGUAUUUUGUGACACGCAAGAAGCGUUACUGUCGAAUGACAGUGAAAAAAGGGAAUAGAUAUUGCGGAGAGCAUCAACAGGAUUCAGUGGAUGAUUCAGUAGAUGAUGUUGCGGCUAAAAGAGUAAAGUGCCCACUUGAUCCUACUCAUACAUGCUAUGAAUCACGAUUGUCCAAGCACUUGAAGGUGUGUAAUGCUAAGCGUUUAAUUGACUCUCAACCUUCAUUUAUAGUCAAGGGAAUUAAUGUGGAUGGAACGUAUGAAACACUGAAGCAUGUACCACUCUCUGAGCUGAAUCAACUUGUUGUAGAUACAGUAAUUGAUAAAGUCAAGGCUGCCCAUGAUAAACUACCAUGCUUUCCAGAAGUAGUGCUGCAACACGAGGUACUGCAAAGCAAAAUAAAUGACGAAUCGUGUGGGAAGGCUGUUAAGAAACAUCUCUCGCAAACUGCGUCAUUACUCUCUCACUUGGAACGCGCAGGUCUGGUGCAAGAUAAUACAUGUUUCAUUGAAUUUGGAGCAGGUAAAGGCAAACUGACUUACUGGCUGGGACAAAUGAUAAAAGAUAGAAAGGACAGCUGUAUUUUGUUGGUAGAUCGCUCUAGUCACAGACAUAAGAGUGACAACAAACUUAAAAAUGAACAGUAUCCUCUGGUGAUAAAGAGAAUAAGAGCUGAUAUUGCUGAUUUGAAGCUGAACAACAUCGCAGAGAUUAAGACAUUUAAUUACAAAGUUGGCAUUGCUAAACAUUUGUGCGGAGUUGCAACAGAUUUAACUAUAAACUGUUUGAACCGAGCAAUGCAAGAUAAACCUAUCUGCAAUGUUAACGGCAUAGUGAUUGCAUUCUGCUGCCAUCAUAGAUGCGAAUUCGCGUCGUAUGUCGGAAAACAUUACUUGGAACAGUGCGGAUUUACGUCAUCGGAAUUCCCAAUUUUAUGUAGCAUUGCAAGCUGGGCAACUUGUGGAUCUAUUUCCAGCAGAUUGCACGCUGAUUCAGAUAAGGAACAUAAUCUUAAAGUCACGAGAUAUACAAAAAGUUUGACAUCGAGCGAAAGAGAAACAAUCGGCCGCAAAGUAAAAACUUUAUUAAAUUGGGGUCGCCUGGAAUUCUUGAACAGCAUUGGAUUCGAGUGCAAAUUAGUAUACUAUACUACCACCAAUGUUUCUCUCGAAAACAUGUGUAUUAUAGCUACUAAAAAACAAAUAUAACUGUACCGAACACUUCUGAAAAAUAUUAUUCAACACAA
This is a messenger RNA of Megalopta genalis, 1457 nucleotides long. Its product is annotated as tRNA:m(4)X modification enzyme TRM13 homolog. Gene Ontology annotation, biological process: tRNA methylation. The record is from RefSeq and is a predicted model, not a curated record. Lineage: Eukaryota; Metazoa; Arthropoda; Insecta; Hymenoptera; Halictidae.